This is a messenger RNA of Rotaria socialis, 2136 nucleotides long. The record is from the annotation of a GenBank genome assembly. Lineage: Eukaryota; Metazoa; Rotifera; Eurotatoria; Philodinida; Philodinidae.
AUGGAUACAAUUCGAUUAUUUCUUCGUUCAAAUAGUUUUCGAAAUACGAAAAUACGAACCGAUCUAAAUAGCAAAAGUUUGUCAAUAACAUCAAAUAUAAUUGAUAAAGACAAUAAUAAUCUAUUGAUUGAAAAUGAUAAAAACGAAAUAUUAAUACGACGAAGCUCAUCAAAUGAAAAAUUAUCGCGUGAUAAUGUUAAAUCAUUUUUAUCAACACAUCCAUCAUCAAGUUCAUUGUCGUCAAAUUUUCAAAGUGUUUCAUCACAAAUUGGUACAUGCUUUGGUUUAUCAAGUCCAUCGUCAAAUAAUAAAAGAUCUCCAAAUAUUGUAGCAAGUGCAUCAGCAGCAAUAUCAAAUGUUCGUUCAUUUACAAAUGAAAAUCCUUUGAAAGACCGUCGUAUUAGAAGACAACGAAGACAUUCAUGGACUAAUGAACGAAAUUUUCAUAAUAUAUCAUCAUCAUCAUCAUCAUUUGCAGUUCGGCAAACUAAAUCACAUCGUUAUUCUGAUCGAACAAGGAACUAUUCGUUUAUACAUAAAAAUUCAACGAAAAAAACGAGACGUCGAAUAAUACAACCUUUUCAAUCAACUUAUCGUCAAAGAAAUGAAGAAUUUCGAAAAGUAUUUAAAGAUUUACCGAAUGAUGAACGUCUAAUUGUUGAUUAUUCAUGUGCAUGGCAAAAAGAAAUUUUAAUACAAGGUCGAAUGUAUAUAUCACAAAAUUAUUUAUGUUUUUAUGCAAAUUUUCUUAAAUGGGAAACAAGUUUAUGUUUAAAAUUUAAAGAUAUUUCUUCUCUAACACGAGAAAAAACAGCAAAAGUUAUUCCAAAUGCAAUCGAAAUAAAAACAAAUAAAAAUGAAAGAUAUUUUUUUUCAAGUUUUGCCACACGUGAUAAAACUUAUGCAAUGAUAUUUCGAAUAUGGCAAACCGUGUCAAUUGAUCAACCAAUAUCUUCUCAGCAGCUAUGGACAAUGAUUCAUCAAAGCUACGGAAAUGAUUUAGAUAUGACGACUGACGAAGAAGAUACAUAUAAUAAACAAUCAACAAAUUCUACACCUGAUAAAAGUUUAUCGAAACAACUAACUAAAAAUGAAACAAAUGAAAAAUAUUGUAGUGUAACUCCGAAUUCAAUUUGUUCAAAGUCUAGUGAAAAAGAAGAAAUAGACGAUCGUUCUAGUUUAUCAUCUCGUGGAGGACGUCCAACAGACGACGAUAAUGAUAAUGACAAUGAUGAUGAUAACGAAUCUAUGAUACCUAUUGGUGAAGAAGCAAAUUCAAAUACACUUAUUCGUCAGCCUAGUUCAAAUACAAAAAGACAAGAAAAUUGUUUAGCAUCGAUGGAAGCAGUUCAAGAAAGGAAUUAUCUAUCGAAAUGUUCAUGUGAAUCACAUUUAGCUACUCAAUUAAUUGAUCGAACAUAUUCAUUAUCGGUUGAACGUCUGUUUGAUUAUUUAUUUGGUGAAAAUGAUUUUGUUAAUGCUUAUCAUGAAUCACGUCGUAUAAAAGAUUUUCAUACUGAUGAAUGGAAAAUAAAUGAAAAAACAGGAAAACGUGAACGUGUAUGCACUUAUAAAGUUAGUGUCACUGCAGUGUUUGGUGAAACAACGAUUUGUUCAAAUGAAAAACAAGUUAUUAUUUGUGAAUUAUCAAAAUCACAUUAUAUAGUAGAUACAGAAGUUCGAAAUGAAGGAAUAAAAUAUGCAGAUGCUUUUUUUGUUGCAUCUCGUUAUUGUCUUGUACAAGUUGGACCCAAUAAAUCACAUUUAAAAGUUACUUGUGAAGUUAGAUACGUUAGAAGUUUAAUGAUAAUUAUUAAAUCAUUCAUAGAAAAAAAUGCAAUGGCAGCUCUUCAAGAUUCUUAUACAGAUUUGAUAAAACGCAUUGAAGUUGAAUGUUCAAAUCGACAACGAUCAUCAAAUAUCAUUAUUAAUAAUAAUAAUGAACAAGAUAAAACAAGUCAAUCAAUACAAAUGUCAAAAAAGAAAUAUUCACAAAAACAACAAUCAAUGAAAUUGAAUUCUACAAUGAAUGAUUCUUCUCCAGAUCAACAACGAAAACAAAUCAUUCAUGAUGAAACUAUUCAUCAUAAUCAAAGUAAAUUUUUGUCUAUAAAUAUUUUCUUAUCAAAAAUCUAA